Molecule: messenger RNA, 1202 nt
Organism: Bufo bufo (common toad)
Lineage: Eukaryota; Metazoa; Chordata; Amphibia; Anura; Bufonidae
Product: omega-hydroxyceramide transacylase-like
Exons: 5
Coding region: 52-978 (308 amino acids)
Biological process (GO): triglyceride catabolic process; lipid homeostasis
Cellular component (GO): cytoplasm; membrane; lipid droplet
Molecular function (GO): triacylglycerol lipase activity
Source: RefSeq, a predicted model, not a curated record
UUUGUUGGCUACAGUCUAUUAGCCUAAUCCUGAUUUGUGCAGAAUGUUUUUAUGAAGAAACAAGUAUUUCCUGUCCACACAAGCAAACGAAAGUUCAGCUUUUUAGAUGCCAUGGAACAUGAGACAUCCUCUGGAAGGAGCCCUCUGUCUCUCUCAUUCUCUGGCAGUGGUUUUCUGGCUUUGUAUCAGAUUGGAGCAGUCAAAGCCCUCCUUGACCUGGCCCCAGAAAUAUUGAAGUCCGCACCACAGGUGUAUGGAGCGUCCGCAGGGUCUCUUGUUGCAGCUGCUGUGGUCUUCAAUGUCGAUCUAGAUGAGCUACAGAAAUUUAUCUUACAUGCAGCCAAUGAAGCUAGGAAAACCAUAUUUGGCCCAUUUUUUCCAACCUUUAAUUUGCUAGCAAUUUUACGAAAAGCUCUCCUCACUUUUUUGCCUGAAAAUGCACAUCAACUUGCAACUGGAAGACUCCAUGUUGCUCUCACACGUCUGUCAGAUGGAAAAAACAUACUGGUUUCUGAUUACACCUCCAAAGAAGAAGUCGUUCAGGUUCUUAUCUGUGGUUGUUUUGUUCCUUUUUAUUGUGGGUUUAUGCCACCUACAUUCCGAGGAGUGAGAUACUUUGAUGGAGCGCUUAAAAACUUCCAGCCUUUGUUUGAUUUUAAAUCUAUGAUAACGAUAUCCCCGUUCACAGGGGAGAUUGACAUUUGUCCAAGAGAUUGCCCGGUCAGCCAUCUAUGCUUUCAGAUUUGUAAUACCAGCUUCCAGUUCUCGGUCCAGAACAUGUGUAGAGUGGUCUAUGCUUUAUUUCCACCACCAGCCAGUGUACUGAAGAAGUUUUACUUCCAAGGUUAUAAAGAUGCAGUUGUGUAUCUGAUUUCCAAUGGCAAAAUCAAUCUAUGCUCUGAUAAAGGCUUCACAAAACCUGAAAAAAGACUAUGUGAAAUGAUAAUUGGAAAACAGCGUAUUGAACUGUGCAUUUAAGCCUCAACAUUUAGUGAAAAAGAAAGAAUUGGAUACAGCAGGAUGCAAUUCUUUUGUACAAACAAUGAUGCACAUUCAUUAUUUUGUAUCUCAUGAACAGUGGCGUACAUAGAGAAGUAAGGGCCCCAUAGCAAGGAUCAAACCAGGCCCGCCACACAGGACAGAAGGGUUUGUGCCUAAACCCUUUUCAAUGACCCUUGGGCCAUUUUUCCACUGCCUCAAUU